Molecule: messenger RNA, 2466 nt
Organism: Pimephales promelas (fathead minnow)
Lineage: Eukaryota; Metazoa; Chordata; Actinopteri; Cypriniformes; Leuciscidae
Source: RefSeq, a predicted model, not a curated record
CAGGAAGCCAGCAUGUCUUCCAUAUCUGCAGAAAACAAGGACUUAUACAUCUGAAGGACGCCACAUACUCACCUUGAACGCACUCCAGCCAUUUUUAGCCAAAAAAUGAAGCCUCCAAUACUGCUGUUUUGGAUUUUUGCUGUGCGUGUACACACUUUUGUGCUCCAGCCGAGUGUAAAUGUGGCAGUCCUGCGGAAUGUAUCCGUAGAAGGUGAUCUUUGGGCCGAACAGAGACUUGAUCAGUUGAUGGAGGCUCUCAGCACUGGAAAGGAGAAAAAAAGUGAAGAAAAAGCCACAAUCCAAGUGGUGGAUGAAGAAACAGACACAUUUCACAGUAAGAGAACCGAAGAGCAUGAUAUGAAGAAAACAGAAAGCGAGAAACAAACAAGAGGGCACAACACAGAAAGUGAAUUAAUAAAGAAGGAAGUCAAAGAAAAAGAGGAUCAGCCAGGACAAAAUUUGUCGGAUGCAUUCUUAGCCAAACCCGUCCUCAUUGCAUGGAAUACCACCUAUUUACAAGAAGUGGAGGGUGAGGAACAUCUAUCUCCAACAGUCAAUCAAUAUACCACUCCUGCCAUGGCCACUGCCUUCCAACCUGUCCUGCACUUGCUUAAAGAAUCAGUUACUCUACUUCCAUCAUCCCCCUCCACAUCUCAAAGACAAGCAACUGCUGAGACCUUGUCUAUCAUAAACAAAAAUGCACUUUCGUCCAAAACUACAGUUCACAUUGUAAAUUCAACUGCUGAGGCAAUGGAAACCACCUUACUAGUAAAUGGAAGCAGCACGAUUGAUGACCUUAGAGUGGAACUCUACGUAACGAAUGGCUCUAAACUUCAACCACUGGAGGAAGUGAGUGUUGAUGUCACAGCAAUGGCAGCGAGGGCAGGGCCCACUGCAAAGGCCCCUCCGAGUACUUUUUUGGCAAAACUCCCCAAAAAAGCAGGAGGUGCCAAACCUAAGGACAAUACAACACUAAAAGCGAAGAAAAAAAAGGCAAUCAAAAGAAAGGUGAAGAAAACACCCAAAGUUUUGAAAAAAGCAAAAAAGGCAAAAAAGUUCAAACGAGAGCGGAAAUUGAAGCCAACAACACCUUCGUAUUUUCCCUAUUUUGAAGAUCACUACUGUCCAUCAGAAUGUUCCUGCUAUGGGAGGGUUGUGCAGUGUUCCGACAAAGAUUUGGGAAAAAUACCAUAUGGAAUUCCAUACAACUCCCGUUACAUCCUCUUAAUGAACAACCACAUCGAUAGCAUUCAGUUGAACUUGCUCUCCGAGUACAACUCCAUGGAGUUCCUGGUGUUAAGCAACAACCGUUUAACAGAUGCGUCGAUCGAGGGUUCCUUCGAAGGGACCCAGGGCCUGAAGAGACUAUACGUGGAGCGGAACCUUCUCCGAAGCAUUCCCACUGACCUGCCAGUUACUCUCGAGGAACUACGGUUGGAUGGGAACCAGAUAAGUGUGAUGUCUGAUGCAGCCUUCGGACGCUGCCCAGGUCUUCUGAUCCUCAGCCUGAGCAACAACAGCCUGGGGAACAAAUCGUCUACCAUCCCUCCGGGAGUUCUUCUUCCUUUGGGAAAACUGCGAACACUUACACUUUCCUACAACCAGCUUUCCUCUGUUCCGCUGCAGCUGCCCCUCAGUCUUCAAGAACUCUACCUCAGAGGCAACCGCAUUCAAAGUCUUCAAGGCGACAUGUUCUGGGGUGUGGCGGAGCUGCAGGUGCUGGAUCUAAGUGCAAAUAGAUUGACCAAUAAAGGACUUGGGAAAGCAGCACUACAGAAUGCCAGUAACCUUGAGAGUUUAAAUUUAGAGGGCAAUUCUUUGAAGCAGGUUCCUCACAAUCUACCCAUGACCAUAAAGACCCUCAACUUGGAAGGAAACUUAAUUUCUAGCAUAACUAAGGAUGCUUUUAUUUCAAUGUCUCAGUUGGAGCACCUAGGACUAGCAAGAAACAAGAUCACCAAGGUGGCCCUUGGUGCCUUCCGAGUUCUUCCACUUCUGCAUCAGCUAGACAUGAGUCACAACGCCUUACAACAGGUUCCACGGCAGCUCCCAUUGUGGCUGCACUCUGCAACAUUUGCGAACAACAAGAUCCAUGCAAUUCCAAGUGAUGCUUUCUGUUGGGGUCGAGGCAACGAGUCUCCCCUUAGCCGCCUGGUCAAGGUGCACCUGGAAUAUAACAUGAUAGAUCUGGGCCACUUGAACACAUUGGCAUUCCGAUGCCUCCGAGGCUUUCAGGUGGUUCAGUUUUACUAAACUAAACUGAUUGGGAAGCACUUGGUUUUUCUUUCUUGUCUCGACUGAAAUCCUUUAACAGAGCCAAGCGGCAUCUGGUAUGAAGGCAUCCUUUAUUUUUUGAUAAAGACGAAUGAAGAGUCUGAAAUUUGCAAUUAGUGAUGUAGACUGUAAAUGUCAUAUAGGGCACAAAUUGUAUCCAGGCACUGACCUUAAAAAAUAGGAUUGUGUAGU